Messenger RNA from Pyricularia oryzae 70-15, 1179 nucleotides. RefSeq lists its product as uncharacterized. Lineage: Eukaryota; Fungi; Ascomycota; Sordariomycetes; Magnaporthales; Pyriculariaceae. The record is from RefSeq and is a predicted model, not a curated record. The transcript has 2 exons. Bases 324 to 632 code for a protein of 102 amino acids.
CGAGGUCCUUGCAUUUUGCCCUCCACUCGCCAAGCUUUGGUGUCACCUCAUCUCUCCGUGUAUAAUAGCUAGCUAACCUACCCGCCCCCUUCGUCUAAUAUGUCAGGUUGAAGCUUCUUGUUCAAUCUAUCAAGGAAUACUGUACUCCGAACAUUUGACCAAAAAGCUGUCAACAAGAAAAGUUUCUUUUUAAAUUUUUUUUUGUUCUCUCUAACACCAAGACCCAUCUCAUCUGAUCAUCAGACUUACGUCAAAUCGGAUCAUCGAACACACAAGAAACCAACUAAAAACACACAUAUACCCUCUCUUCUCUCUCUACCAUCAUGCCUUCAUACACCAUCAACGAGCCGCACCCAACCGUGCAGCAAAACACCUACACCCACUCCGGCCGCGGCGGAGCAGGCAAUGCCCACGCCUCCCAGAGGCCCGCCAUGUCCUUUGACGACGAGUACUACGCCGACGCAGUGCGCGCCAGCUCCGAGAGGGUCUACGUCGGCCGCGGCGGAGCAGGCAACUACUGCAAGAAGAACGAGGACGCCCACUCGGCCAAGAGCAGGCGCGACUCGUCCAGCACCAGCGGCUCCGAGAGGAGCGGCUUCUGGGGCAGGCUGAGCUCUAGCUCCCGCCGCUAAGCGAUGACUCCAUCCAUCUCUUAUUCACCCGUCAGACUGUCACUAGUCGGGGCUGUCUUUUGUCUUUUCUGUUUGCAGGCUAUGGUGCUUACAAGCUGUUAAUGUUGGAUUUACGCGCGGCGUUUCAUGAGUGUCUUUUUUGCAGCAUAUUCUUUUUUCUUUUCUUUUUCUUUUCUUGUCUUGUAUUAUGGUUGUUAUGAGCAAAACGAACUAGCGAGGUUGUGGUUUCAUACAAUGGGGCCUCAGAGCAAACGAUGGGAGAAAAAAGCAAAAAGCCCGAAAUUGAAGGAGGGGGGAUGCCGCAUGGCAUGUAUUCCAAUCCCUUUCCACACCUGGCUGGCAGACUCCAGGGUGGUUGUUUUGUGCGAAAAAAGGGGGAAAAUCAACACAGCGAUGGCGUUUGUUUCUGGUGAUACGGUUGAGGAUAUAUGAUACCCCCCAUAUAACGAAUCAAAAAAGCGAUGAAAUCAUUUAUUACAUUUACACAAAUCAACAAUAAACUCUUUUGAAUCAACCAUGAUAAUGCUUGAUCCAUCUGACUGUCGGA